Messenger RNA from Phyllostomus hastatus (greater spear-nosed bat), 3767 nucleotides. RefSeq names its product zinc finger C2HC-type containing 1A (gene ZC2HC1A). The transcript is spliced from 10 exons. Bases 71 to 1159 code for a protein of 362 amino acids. Lineage: Eukaryota; Metazoa; Chordata; Mammalia; Chiroptera; Phyllostomidae. The record is from RefSeq and is a predicted model, not a curated record.
UGCUACCGUCGUAGCUGGGCGGGUGUGGGCGCUGCCCGAGGAGUGUCCCAGAGUCUCAGGCGGUGGAGCAAUGGAGGGACUGGAAGAAAAUGGAAAUGUCCAAGUUGGAGAAUUAUUACCUUGCAAGAUUUGUGGAAGAACAUUUUUUCCAGUGGCAUUAAAAAAACAUGGACCCAUUUGCCAGAAAACUGCCACUAAAAAACGGAAGACUUUUGAUUCAAGCAGACAGAGAGCUGAAGGAACUGAUAUUCCAACAGUAAAACCUCUUAAACCUAGGCCUGAACCUCCAAAGAAACCAUCUAAUUGGAGAAGAAAACAUGAGGAAUUCAUUGCCACCAUAAGAGCAGCAAAAGGCCUUGAUCAGGCACUUAAGGAAGGGGGCAAGCUUCCUCCUCCUCCUCCACCUUCUUAUGAUCCGGAUUAUAUUCAGUGUCCAUAUUGCCAGAGGAGAUUUAAUGAAAAUGCAGCUGAUAGACAUAUAAAUUUCUGUAAAGAACAAGCAGCACGUAUUAGUAACAAAGGCAAAUUUGCAUCUGAUGCCAAAGGAAAAGCUACUUCUCGGACCCAGUAUAAGCCGCCUGCUCUUAAAAAGUCAAAUUCUCCUGGGACCAUAUCAUCAGGAUCUUCUCGAUUACCACAACCAAGUGGAACUAGCAAGACUGUUGUAGGUGUACCUUCAGGUAAAGUGUCUUCAGUUAGCAGUUCUUUGGGAAACAAACUGCAGACCCUAUCUCCCUCACAUAAAGGCAUAACAACCCCUCAUGUAGGUAAGAUGGACAAGUUAGGCCCUCCACUUCGAACUGGAAGAUAUGUGCAAAGGUUCUAUGACAGUGAUACAAAAUCAGACAGUGCCAUCAAAAGAUAUGAGUUAUUACCCAUUUACAAAGCUAAUAUCAAACCUCGAAACUCCACACCGCCUAGUUUGGCACGAAAUCCUGCAUCAGGUGUUCUUACAAACAAAAGAAAAACAUAUGGUGAGAGCUACAUAGUCAGGCCAGAUGGAAACUGUGUAUCCUCACUCAAUGGUGGAAACAUUAAAGGCAUUGAAGGAAAUUCAUCUGGACACUUACCAAAAUUUUGCCACGAGUGCGGAACUAAAUACCCUGUAGAAUGGGCCAAGUUCUGCUGUGAAUGUGGCAUUCGGAGAAUGGUUCUGUGAACAAAAUCCCAAAUGAAAAAGAGCAAAGUCCAGAGUUUUAUGACUAUUGCUGCUUCCUGUUAGAGCACUUCACCUAGUUAUUUUGUCCUAAAAUUGUUACACUUUUUCCAGGAAUUUUUAGAGCAGAAUUCCUCUGGCUAUGUAAUGUGUGUGGGUACAUGUGUAUAUAUGUGUAUAUAUACUGUAUAUAAUAAAUUCCUGUUACCCUAAAUUAUGCCAUUCAAGGAAACACUCACUCAUAUGUUAGAAAAUAAUUUCAAGUGGAAUCAUUAAUUUAUGUAUUCUUCGGUUGUUAAAACACAUUAAGUAUUCUUCCACAAACUUUCAAACUACGGUGUUUAGUCCUUCAAGUUUAGGAUAAUCAUUACUUUGAGUAAAAAAUCAGAAUAAAUGUUUUCUUAUUGGUUCCUAUUUUCAGGUAGUAUCUAUGAUGGUAGAUUAGGAUGCUUGGAAUUGAAGAGAAUAUUUUUAGUUAAAUUGGGUCACUUUGAUAUAGAGUUCUUCAACAAUUAAUUUUAUAAAUAUUUUUUAAAAAGAAAAAAAAACCUAAGUUCUGUGUUACCCUUUACUUAGUGUAUGAUUAAUGAUAUAAUUUACGUAUUUUUACCACUCUCUGAAAAUAUAAUCAUGCAAUUUUCUUUCCAGAGACACAAGGCUGAAAAUACAAAUGUAUUUAUUCGUGUUGUUACUGAAUAUUUUACUUGUGUACUAGUUGAAAGUAUAUUCCUUUUUAUUUCCAGCUGCAUCUUCAAAUUUCACUUCUUUUUCAUAACUUCAUGUCUAAAGAGUAGUUUUAAUUUACUUCAUAUACAAAGUUUGAAAAUGUAAUUAAUAUAAGCUGCAAAAAUUUUCUUCAAAAUCUUUUAUGUUCAUUUCUAUGUAUCUGAACAUAGGAGAAAUUACUUUAUGAAUUUUAAAACCAACCACCUCACCUAAUAAAUAAUAAUUUGGUGAAUAAUUAAUAGUGGAGGGAAUACAGGUAAAAGUUUUGAAUUUUAGCCCCUUCAAGUAUAGUUAGGUGUAGUUAUUAGUAGGUUAAGAGAAUAUCUAAUUUUUCCUACUUAUAUUUUCUUUUUAGUUUUUCAUGUUGAAAUACCAUUCACAGAACAAUAAAAAGCCACUGAAAAUGCAUUGCUUUACUGGGCAUCUGACUUUCGUAAUUAAACAUUUACAAAAAUGUAAUUAUACUCUCUAACUUUGGCUAAAAUAUACCAUUUAAUUAUUGUCACACUCAAUGUAACAUAGUAUUUAGUAGUAAAUCUCUUUGCUUGUAUAAGCAUAUUCAGUAAUUCAGUAGUAAUUUCUGUUGAGUGAAAGCUAACAACUCUGAUCAUAUUGAUAUUAGAAAGAUACAAACAAAUCUUUUACUGGCAAUUUCUAGCUGCUUAUGAUUCUGUUUAAUUAUAAGGAUCAAUGUAGAAAUUUGUGGCUGACAAUUUUUUUAAAUUCAUUUAUUCUCUACUUAAUAAUUUUAUUCAUUUUUCCCAUUCAGACAAGAAAUAGAAAAUGUAAUGGGAAUUAUCAUUUUACUUACAUUAUAGUUUCUAUCCUGACUUUUUAUUAACUUGCUCUGGUUGUCUUCAUUCGGUCAUAUUGGUCAGAAGAGUUCACCAACUAGAUUAGCUGUAAUAAAUCUAGGAGGAUAAUGUGCAAUUAGAUUUCCAUUUCAAUAAUUUAUGUUCUUCUGUCCUGAUGUUAUAAAUCAUAUGAAGAACUUCAAUUCUUGUUUUAUCUAGAACUGGGCUCUGUUUCCUUUCAAGUAUUUUUAUUGAAUUUAUUGGGGUGACAUUGGUUAAUAAAAUUAUAUAUGUUUCAGGUGUACAAAUCUAUAAAAUGUUAUCUGUAUAUUGUAUGGUAUGUUCAUCACCCCAAGUCAAGUCUCCCUCAACCACCAUAUGAUUUAUCUCUGCCUUUUACCCUCUUCCACCUCCACCCACCCUCCUUGCUGUCAGUCUGUGUUUAUGAUGUGUUUUUUUUUCUUUUAAUCUCUUCACUUUUUCACCCUGUUACCUCUGACAUGUUUUCUAUCUAUGAGUCUAUUUCUAUUUUGUUUAUUUUGUUCAUUAGAUUUCAUAUAUGAAUGACAUAAUAUGGUAUCACAUAAUUUUUUGUCUGCCCAAGAAAAGAGUAGAAACAUGGGCCCAAGUAAAGUGGUACAUUUUUAUUUCUCACUGAAUUUUAUAGUAGCAAGUAAAUGUUAUAUUGUACAACAUGGAAAAUAAAUUUGUAAAAUAUCCAAUCUCAGAGCAUAGAGAUUAUUAUAAAUAGUAAGUGAAAUAUAUUCAUGAAUUAUGAAACAUGUUAUGACAAUGCAUUUAAAUGCAUUUUUAUAUUACUUGCAUAUAUCAUUCUCACAUUGAUUUGUUGUGCAAUAGUUUGGUUUUUAAGAAAUUUUUCUAGAUCUAAGCAUCACUUUUAUUUAUUUUUACCAGUUUUUUCCAGUGUGGUAGAAUUUAAGAGAUUGUAAGCUUAAAUUAAAAUGUAAAAAUUGCUUCUAUAUUAUCCUGAAAGUUAUUAGCUUGAAAAGGCAAGAUUAUUAUAACUGUUGUCUCCUGUUCACUGGUUUUUUAUUACAAAUAAGUUUUCAUUUUUGAGCAUAUUCAAUAAA